Messenger RNA from Myotis daubentonii (Daubenton's bat), 1559 nucleotides. RefSeq names its product WW domain binding protein 1 (gene WBP1). Gene Ontology annotation, molecular function: WW domain binding. The record is from RefSeq and is a predicted model, not a curated record. NCBI's taxonomy places the organism in Eukaryota, Metazoa, Chordata, Mammalia, Chiroptera, Vespertilionidae.
GCUGGCCGCUGGCGCUCAGGCUCCGCCGACUUUGGGGACUCCCACCUCUUCCAGCGGAAUUACCUGGCGUGAUCGGGCAUUUGGCGUCAUUCCAGGAAACAGGACUCAAGCCAAUCAGAGGGGAGCUUGCUCUUCUGGGCGGCCGUUCAUUGGUUGACAACUGAAGCCUGUUCUGUUGUCCACGUUGGCUAUUGUCGCUGUCAGUCAGGGCCGUGGGUCGAACCUUACCCCACUCUUUGUCUGGGAGAGCGCUUGUUGUCUGGGAGAGUGGCAGGGGCGCUGCUGUGGAUUGGUCACCAGCAAAAGCCUCCGAUCCGAUCCUAUUGGCCCGUUCGCCGGAGGGCGAUGCUGAUUGGUAGGACGGAGCAACCUGGCUCCUAGUUGGCAGAGCUCUCCCCGGAUGGGAGCUCCGGCCGCGGAGUGAUGGUGGCGGCAGCGGAGAUGGGCCGGGCAGGGACCAUGGCGGUGGCGGCAGAGGUGGCAGGGGCGGGGCGGCUGGCAGUAGAGGAGGCUGUAGUCUUCAGGGGGCUGUAGGUGGAGGCAUGGCUCGGGCCAGCAGCGGGAACGGCAGCGAGGAGGCCUGGGGGGCACUUCGGGUGCCGCAACAGCAGCUUCGAGAGGUUUGCCCAGGAGUGAACAACCAGCCCUACCUCUGUGAGAGUGGCCACUGCUGCGGGGAGACUGGCUGCUGCACCUACUACUAUGAGCUCUGGUGGUUCUGGCUGCUCUGGACUGUCCUCAUCCUCUUUAGCUGCUGUUGCGCCUUCCGUCAUCGACGAGCUAAACUCCGGCUGCAGCAACAGCAGCGGCAGCGUGAGAUCAACUUGUUGGCCUACCACGGGGCAUGCCAUGGGGCUGGCCCUGUUCCUACCAGUUCACUGCUUGACCUUCGCCUCCUCAGCGCCUUCAAACCCCCAGCCUAUGAGGAUGUGGUUCACCGCCCGGGCACACCACCACCUCCUUACACUGCGGUCCCAGGCUGCCCCUUGACUGCUUCCAGGGAAUGUACCUGCUGCUCCUCCACUUCUAGCUGCCCUGCCCACUUCGAGGGAACAAAUGUGGAAGGUGUUUCCUCCCACCAGAGUGCCCCCCCUCAUCAGGAGGGUGAGCCUGGGGCAGGGGUGAGCCCUGCCCCCACACCCCCCUCUUGCCGCUAUCGCCGCCUGACUGGUGACUCUGGCAUCGAGCUGUGCCCUUGUCCUGACUCCAGUGAGGGUGAGCCAGUCAAGGAGGCUAAGGCUAGUGCUAUUCAGCCAGAUCUGGGGGACUGUCCCCCAUGUACACUGUCCCUAGACCCCAUACCCCAAGUUUCUUCUAUGGGGCUGGCUACCAGUGAAGGGGGCAUCCCAUAAGCAGUUUGAGGAGGAUGGGUUGGUUGCUUGCCCACUAGAAACAGCCCUGGUUCCAACUCCUGGAGUUCUCGGCCUCUCCCUGCCUUCCUAGAAUCUGCCUGAAAGGGCUGGAGUCCUGGGACAGGGGCCAUGUUUGGGGGACUGUGCUAGCUCUACCCCCAGUGACAUACACAGGAGCCUUUGAUCUCAUUAAAGAGAUGUGAACCA